Messenger RNA from Microthlaspi erraticum, 1962 nucleotides. Lineage: Eukaryota; Viridiplantae; Streptophyta; Magnoliopsida; Brassicales; Brassicaceae. The record is from the annotation of a GenBank genome assembly.
AUGCUAGACACAGCUAGCAAUGGGAACUUCCUCAACCAGGAUGUAGAUGAUGGCUGGCAACUUGUGGAGAACAUAGCUAACUCAAAUGGAAGCUAUGGAGAAGAGUAUGAUCGCACCAAUCGGAGCUCGACCCACCACUCGAUCGAGUCAGACGAAAAGUUGAGAAAAGAUGUUAAGGCAUUGAAUGAGAAGUUGGAUAAGCUGAUCCUAGCUCAGUCCACAAUGAAGAAAGUCAACUUUGUGUCUGCUGAGGAGAUGGAACCAGUCCAAGAAGGGGAGGAUACACAAUUUGCUGAGGUGUGCUACAUGAGCAAUGGGCAAGGAGGUUACAACAAAGGAUACUAUAAUUACAAGUCCAACCCUGCCAUGUCAUACCGCAACACUGAUGUUGCUAACCCUCAGGACCAAGUAUAUCCUCAACAACAAGCAGCUCGAUCGAGUCAGGUGCCACAACAUGGGUAUGGUCAAAAGAACAAUUACCAAGGACCACAAGGCACUUUCCCUGGACAACAAAUGAAUAUCCCACCAGGCUUCCCCCACCAACCGCCCCAGCCUGCACCUUCACAAGAGAAUGAGCUCAAGGCAAUGCUAAAGCAACUACUUCAAGGGCAAGCUGAUGGGGUAGUGGACACAAGCAAGAAGCUAGCUGAAAUAAACUCUAAGAUCGAGAACCUCAACACAAGGGUUUACUCUCUGGAGAAUCAUGCUUCUUCUGUUGCUGCUGCUACAAAGCAAGGACAACUACCUGGUAAAGCUAUUCAGAACCCCAAGGAACAGUGCAAGGUCAUCUUCACUCAAGAAGGACUUGUUGAAGAAGAGGAUCAAGAAAGGGUCAUUGAAGAUUUUUGUUUACUGCUGAAUGAUGAAGAGAUUGUUGCUGCUGAGGCUCCUGGAGUCCAGAUUGAUCAACCAGAAGUGCAUGCACCUACUGUGGCCAUUCACACUUCACCAGUUGAGCUCGCACAACAAGCUCGAUCGGCAGCUCGAUCGAGUCCAACUCUAGCUCGAUCGAGUCCGACCUCUUCUGUCCGACAGCCUGUUUUGCUUGAUCCUUACCAACCGGUUGCCGCUUCCUCGUCUCGCCUACUUAGUCAAGGUCACAAGGAAGUGAUUCACAAGUUCAGAAGAGAUCUCAGUGGGAUUGGAAUUGAGUUGCCUCCUAUGGAUAGCAUGAGUGAGGCAUUUGAUCAAAUGCAAAUGGUCAAGGAUGUUCUAGCCAACAGUGAUAAAGUUUCAGAGGUCCUACAAGAGUCUACUCAUCAGUUCAACCUGCUUACUUCACCCACCUUCCUACCAAAGGUCAAGGAUCAAGGGAAAUUCACUCUCCCUUGCACACUUGGGCAUCUUGAGAUUGACAAUGCCUUAGUGGAUUCUGGAGCAAGCAUCAAUCUGAUCUCUCUCUCCAUGGCAGAGAAGCUAGGCAUUGCUGGAGCCUUGCAGCGCCCUACUACUUCAAUCAUGUUUGGAGAUGCAACUUCUAAGUCUCCUCUUGGAGUGUUCAAGAACUAUCACUUGAAAAUUGGAGAAUGCAUCAUCCAAACUGAUCUCACUGUGAUGGAAAUGGAAGAAGAGAAGGAUUUACCUCUGUUAUUGGGAACCCCUUUCCUUAGUACAGUUGGCGCUUCAAUAGACUUUCACAAGCAAGAAGUGAUCCUUCACAAGGUGAAUAGUUUGGUGUCAUAUCGCUUGCAGCCUAGAGGUUCAGACUUUUGUGCCACAAUUGACAGUACCACUCUCAGUUCUAAGAGUCAUGGAGCUACAAAGGUUGUGAAGGAAAGGGUUGACAAAGAACCAAGAGUUGGGAAGGAUAAGGAUGAGAGAGGACCAAGGAUUGAGAAGCCACGUCUUGAGAGGGCUAGAGUUGAGAAACCACGUUCUGAUAGACCACGAGCUGAUGACUUGUUCAAGCCCCUUGUGUGCUUGAUGAAGAGAGCCUUCAAGCUUUGUUUGAUGAGCCACUAG